Messenger RNA from Plectropomus leopardus (leopard coralgrouper), 803 nucleotides. Lineage: Eukaryota; Metazoa; Chordata; Actinopteri; Perciformes; Serranidae. The record is from RefSeq and is a predicted model, not a curated record.
AGCCAUGGAGCGGCAGAGCAACAGACCUACAUGGAGCAGGCAGAUAGAGUUCACCCUCGCGGGCAUCGGCUGCGCCGUGGGUCUGGGCAACGUUUGGAGGUUUCCUUAUCUCUGCUACAGGAGUGGAGGAGGUGCCUUCCUGGUGCCGUACCUGCUCAUGCUGGUUGUGUUGGGGAUCCCUCUGCUGUACAUGGAGCUGACUGUGGGUCAGUACACGAGGAGAGGGCCCGUCCACGCUCUGGCUAAUGUCUGCCCGCUCUUAAAAGGAGUGGGCAUCGCAUCAGUGGCCAUCUCCUUCAUCAUGUGCACCUACUACAACAUCGUCAUCACCUGGGCUCUCUAUUACCUCUUCAGCUCCUUCCAGGCGCCGCUGCCCUGGCAGAGCUGCAACAACACCUGGAACACACCCAACUGCACCAAUCACGCCACCAACAGCAGCUUCUCCUCCACAGCCAGCCAGGAGUUCUUCAAAUAUAAGAUGCUGGAGCAGAUGAGUGGCGUCGAGGACGCAGGAGUUCUCCGCUGGGACCUUUUCCUCAUUCUCCUGCUGGCUUGGAUUCUCAUUUAUUUCUGCAUCUUUAAAGGGGUGAAAUCAACGGGCAAGGUGGUGUACUUCACGGCUCUGUUUCCGUAUGUCAUCCUGAUCGCCCUGCUGAUCAAUAACGCCCAGCUUCCAGGAGCCAUGGACGGGAUAAAGUUCUUUAUCAUCCCCCAAUGGGACAAGCUGCUCUCAGUGGAGGUAAGACAGACAAGACAGAGGACAAGAGGAACUUCUGUCUGAAAAAAGAGAGCGGUAAAUCACG